AUGCCCCCUAAUACCUCAAAUGUUUUGGAGCCGCAUCCCCACUGGCACUACACGAAUUCUAUUUCGUUCGAAGAGAAGUUGGCUCCACCCGCCAGGAAUUUUCUUCUUUUCAAAAAGAAGAUGAACACCACACGGCAAAAACUGGUGAAAGAGGCCCAUAAUGGAAGCAGUCAUCGUCUCGACAGGUGCUGGCAUAUUCCCAUCAUCGCAGCCCUGGCAAUGUUGGCGGCCUCAAUCGGGCGGCAAAAUUCCGGAUUCUUCUAUGUGGGACUCAUGGAAGUGUUCAGCGUCAAUCGAUCGGAUGCAUCCUGGCCAAACAGUGUGACAUCUCUCCUCAUAAAUUUGGCAGGAAUCUUGGUCUGGCUGCUCAGGUUUCGACUGUCUGCUUACCAAAUUUCUCUGAUCGGCAGCCUAUUUACCUGGACUGGCAUCGUUUCAUCAGCUUUUGCGCCCAGUAUGCAAUGGACGACCGCCACAUUGGGCGCUAUUUACGGUACCGGUGUAGGAAUCGUCACGUUAUCUCUCGCCUACAUUAACGUCUUAUACUUCGACAAGUACCGGGGAAUAGCUUGCGGCGUAAAAUUCGCUGGCGUGUAUUUAGCAUCCCUGAUUUUCCCGCCGGCCCUCGUGUAUUUUGAGGAAGCAUAUGGCUUCCGUGGCACCCUACUUCUCACCGGUGCAAUUACAAUGCACGUAACAGCCUUUUCUCUCACGCUAAAGGUGCCCCAAUGGAUGAGACAGAAAUCGCAAGUCAGACAGCCUAUCAAGUAUCAAGCUCCGGAUUACUCAACAAUUGUCGACUAUUCUAUAGAUAAGGGUUUCGCUCUGGAAACAGCCGAAUUCAUCGUUGUGUAUUCAUCAGUUGCCCAACUGGUGGGAUGUCUAAUUGUCCCGCUUCUGGCUGACCGCGGAUUCAUGAAACGAAGCACACUGAUCGUGGUCAAUCUAAUCGUUCUCGGUUGCUCGCUGUUAAUCCUUCCAGAAGUUGAGAAGUAUACCUAUGUUGUCAUUUUUUGCUUCUGCGUAGCAAGCUCGUCAGCAUUCCUCGGAGCCAUAAAAGCUGCAAUUAUCACUGACUACCUUGGAGCUGAUUCAUUCCCAUUGUGUUGUGCAUUGUUGGGACUAUCAACGAUGCCCUUGUUUUUGUGCAAUCCUACAAUAAUAGGUGUGUUCAGAGAUUCCACGGGGUCAUACGACAACUACUAUCGGCUCCACGGGGGACUUUCAAUUUUCGCCGGUUUUAUAUUUUCAACCGUUUGCUGCUUUGAUAGGUGGAGCAGCAGGUCAUGGACGCCUAAAUAA
Messenger RNA from Ixodes scapularis (black-legged tick), 1302 nucleotides. RefSeq names its product monocarboxylate transporter 11. Gene Ontology annotation, molecular function: monocarboxylic acid transmembrane transporter activity. Bases 1 to 1302 code for a protein of 433 amino acids. NCBI's taxonomy places the organism in Eukaryota, Metazoa, Arthropoda, Arachnida, Ixodida, Ixodidae. The record is from RefSeq and is a predicted model, not a curated record. The transcript is spliced from 7 exons.